Messenger RNA from Salarias fasciatus (jewelled blenny), 4386 nucleotides. Its product is annotated as leukotriene B4 receptor 1-like. Gene Ontology annotation, cellular component: plasma membrane. NCBI's taxonomy places the organism in Eukaryota, Metazoa, Chordata, Actinopteri, Blenniiformes, Blenniidae. The transcript has 5 exons. The record is from RefSeq and is a predicted model, not a curated record. Gene Ontology annotation, molecular function: leukotriene receptor activity; complement receptor activity. Bases 123 to 1214 code for a protein of 363 amino acids. Gene Ontology annotation, biological process: phospholipase C-activating G protein-coupled receptor signaling pathway; inflammatory response; complement receptor mediated signaling pathway.
GGGGGGAACGUGGGCAGAAGGAAAAGCUAAAGAGGACAAUAUAACCGUCAACAAGAGGCCGACUCGUCUCUUCCUCCCCUCAGAGAGUCUCUGCUGCUCCGGCUGAUGCCCUGGGAACCAACAUGGUGAGCAGCUGUUCUCCGUCCGUGAACUCCACCGUGUCCUCGGCAGGAAAUGAGACCAUCGUGGACAACAAGGCCGCCACCACCAUGGGCGCCCUCAUCCUCAGCCUGGUCUUCCUCCUGGGCUUCCCCGGCAACGUCUUCGUCAUCUGGAGCAUCCUGGCCCGGGCCCGGAAGCACUCCGUCACCACGCUGCUCAUCCUCAACCUGGCCGUCGCCGACGGCUCGCUGAUGGCCCUCACCCCGUUCUUCAUCGUCUACCUGGUCCUGAAGCGGUGGAUCAUCGGCGCCCUGAUGUGUAAAGUCCUCUUCUACCUCUGCCUGGUCAACAUGUACGCCUCCAUCCAGCUCAUCAUGCUGAUGAGCGCCUACCGGCUGGUGGCCGUGCUCUGGCCGCAGCGCGUCGCCAAGCUCUCGGGCAGGAAGACCGUCAUGCCGGUGCUGGCGCUGGUCUGGCUGCUGGUGCUGAUCGCCUCGGUCCCGGCGCUCGUCUACCGAGACGUCAGGUGUAAGGGCGCCACUCCGGUGUGCGAUUCCUUCCACGACAGAAACAAAGACGUGGCUAUUCAGUACAUGCUGGAGCUGGUUUUGGGGUUACUGAUCCCCUACACCGUCAUCAUCGUCAGCUACAUCUGCAUCCUGCGGCGGAUCCGGCAGACCCGGUUCAGGCGCCGCAUCCGCAGCGAGAAGCUGAUCCUGGCCAUCGUGCUGACCUUCUGCCUCCUCUGGCUGCCCUACCACGUCACCAACGUGGUGCAGGUCACCUGGGCUCUGUGUCCUGAAGGCUCGGUGAAAAACAUGUUGGGUAAGAUAUGGCAGAGGAGUCGCGCCGUCACCUCCUCCAUCGCCUUCAUCAGCAGCUGCGCCAACCCGGUGCUCUACUUCUUCGCCGGCAAGUCCUACAUCCGCCGGGAGGGGCUGGCGUUCAUGGCCCGGCUGUUCGAGGCGGCGGGGAUCGACUCGGCCACCAGGAAGAGCCGGCAGAACAGCCGGGACAGCCGGGAGAAGGACAAGGAGGCCGACGCCGUCAUGCUGAAGGAGAAGGAGCAGGAGUCCGGGACCAACUCCAGCUCCAACCUCAAACCGAAGUAGGGAGCGGCCGGGGGCUCCGCCGUGGCGCUGGACACCCGGACCGGAGACCAGCAGGUCCAACCGGGACCUGGACAGGACUGAAGAGACUGUUAUCAGCACAGAGAGUCGGACUGAGCUGGAAACAUCUUCAGAAGACAGUUUUCCACUGGAGGCGACGCUGGAAGAGGUUUUCUCGGGAUAAAUAUCAAGACUGUGGAAAACUCCUCAACACCCCAAAACCAGCUGUAAUUCUCCACUUUAACUCCAGAAGACCUGCAUUUAUGCUCUUUUCAUCACAUUUCACAAUCAUUUUGAUUGAUCCUCCUUUUUUUUUAUGAAAGAAAAACUAAAUGAAUAAAUUAACAUGUGAGUGCAACAGGUUCAGCAGAGGUAUGAAAUAAAUGCACAGCAGUGAUUUUCAGGGUUGUGUUUGUUCAUUUCUCGGCCACAUGAGGGCAGAAGGAAGCUGCUCAGGAGCACAGAGGCUGAGAGAGUCAUGAUCAUGCUGAAGAGGAGGAGAGCCAAGCGGCUCAGAGCUCCAGAUACCUGAACUCACCCAGAUCAUUUCUGUCUAAAGAUUCCUGCUGAGCCCCAGAGAAACAGUAAAUAAUCCACAUCCUGUCAUCUUUAGCAUGUUAAAAGUUUCAUUUUUAAAUUAUCUUGAAUCAUGUUUUGAAUUGCAUGUUGAAAAUUCUGUUGCCUUAAACCCAUGCAAAGAAUUUCUCAUCAGAGUGUCUCAACUGGAAAUAAGAUGAACUCAAAGAAAGAAUUUACUAUUUUUUUUAAUCAUCAUGAUCAUAAUUAAGGUGGUUAUCUCUGACAGCCUUGGUCAUUUUGUUCAGAAUAUGGAAACCAUGAAGUAAUAUCCUGAUUGUUAGUGUAGUUUCUGGAGUUUGUGAGAUGAACUUUGACCUUUCCUGUGACCUGAGACUUCUUAGCGGUCCACUGCUCAUCUAUCAGCCAAAUCCUGGAUCUGCAGACCUUACAGACGCAGAACGACGGGGUUGUUAAUCUGGACUCCUGCGCUACCGGGUUCAUAGAGGACAGAAAAACACAAAAUUAUGCAAAAAUGUGACACAACUCACAUCUUUAUGCAACGGGAUCCUUCCAGUGUGAACUUGGUUUCACGUUGGAUAUUCGACAGACAUUCACAGCGACAGUUUGGCAAUUCCUGCCCGACAUGUGUCACUCGCACAGCGGACGGUUUCCCAAGAACUGCCGCUGAAUGUCGUCACGUCCCAGUGUGGCCGUAUUGCAGCCCGGUUUAGGGACCGUCGCAAAAGGACACGCUGCGUAAAAGCAGCAGAAAAAUAACCAUUACGUUGUCAAUAGAUUUUUAAUUUGGUGAGGUUGAAAUUCCAAAACUCCGUUAAAUUCGCCAGAAGACAUUGCUGUACUUGGCUCAAGCACUGAUUUGUUUAUUUCUGUCUUCAUCAAUUUUAUAUUAAUUUUUAAUUAAUUUGAUCAUCAAUAACUUUUUGGUCAUGUGACCUCGAGGUACCAAAUCACUUUUAUAAAGUAAAUCUCUUAUUGCUGUUCUUGGCUCAAGCACUGGUUUGUCUAUUUUUGCCUUAAUCAAUUUUAUAUUAAUUUUUUUAAUAAUUUGAUCAUCAAUAGCUUUUUGGUCAUGUGACCUUGAGGCACCAAAUCACUUUUAUAAAGUAAAUCUCUUAUUGCUGUUCUUGGCUCAAGCACUGGUUUGUCUAUUUUGGCCUUCUGAGAGGACCGUGCCAAGCUAGUUUUUGGCCAUCAUGGACAAGAACAACCCAGCACUUCACGCCACGCUGGACAAGCAGAGGAGCAGCUGCAGUGGACCAUUCAACUGUCUACCAUGAAGGACUGAAGGCCGCAGCAGGUCCUUCAUCCCACAGGCGUCAGACUGUACAGCCCAGGCGAGGACUGAGCCUCUGACCCUUGAGUCACUGACCCCUGACUCCACAAAUGGACUAUAUAUAUUUAUUUUUACUAUUCAUUACAACUAUGAUCAUCUGAUCUAUGUUUUUUUUUCUUUUCUGUGUAUUUUUAUGUUAAUAGUUUUAUGAUGACCAAUGAGCUACAAGGUACCAACAUUUUAAUAGUAACUACUUAGUAAGAACAAUGUUUGUUGAAUCAUAAAGGCAGCUUCGUCACUGACCAGGCUUUUAACUUUGACAUCAUUUGUGUAAAGUCCCACAGUGCAUCUGUCAGGAGGAUUGUGAGUCUUGGUAGACGAACUGCUCUAUAAUGGGUUUGCGAUCCACUCAUUGGUUUCAGCUCAUUAUCUGCUGUUGUCUGUUCCACAGUUUUUACAUACAUGCUUACCUGAGCAAGCAAUUCCUGGACGAAAGGCAAAAAAUAUUCCCAAACUUGAGAGUACACACAGUCCAGUAGCCUUUGUUGAUUUAAUUUUUUUUUAAGUACUUAUAGUUAUUAUAAUUUAAAUGUAUGUUGUGUAAAGCUCGUCAUAAAGGAACAUAACAGGUAGUUCUCAAAAAACUCUCCAUUGAUGGACAGGCUCUGAGCAUAACAUUUUGAAAUCCAAAGGACUACUGAAGAAAGCUUAUCAAGACGGUUACUGCACUGCAGCGCGUCCAGUCAGACGUUAGUUUUAAAUGUUUUACCAAAUCCUUCUUUCAGACCAUUUUUAUCAUUAUUUUAUUAUUGUGUUUAUUUUUCAUUCUGUCAGCGAUGUAGCAUGUUUAUCCAGCAUUUUUAAUAAAUACAAAUAAUUUCAGCAAUGAAUGCUAGUUUUUGGCGUAGGGGUUCAUAUCACUACAUUCCAUCUGCAUAAGUCAUUACCCUGGUUGGGAAAAAUCUGGACCUGCCCCGGCUUGUUGGUAGGCCCAUUAUGUGCCUUUGCACAUUUAUGGAUGAGAUUUAUGCUAAAUGGAGACUUCAGUUGGUGGAAAAGAAAAGAGGACUCAACCUUUCCCCAAAUAAUAAAAGGCAAACAAACUCAAACUGAUGUGCAUUCCCAGUGUCGCCCCAUAUUCCUCUAUUCCUCCUGCUGUCAACAUCUGCAAAUUAUGAUCCAUCCAUACAAAACAAGGGUUCCUUUUAGCUGAGUGAGAAAUAAUUAUGCAUUUUUCUCAACUAUCCACAUAAAAAAAAAACACCCAUAAGGUGUGGGGUGGCCAUUCUAGACGAGGUCCAUUUGGAGAAUGAUUUGCUACUAUCGUUUGGUGUACUGUUAACCCUCCUAUUAUCCGACAGU